UUUACAAUAUUUGGAGAUGCUUGAACUCGCCAAGAAUUACAAUGAAGCUCUCGAAGAUGAAAAAAAAGAACACCAUCGAGAACUGGCGAUUAAGAUUGUUGGAACGCAAGAUCCAAAUGUCACUUGGAUUAAAUAUGUGGAAGAUUAAAGUUAGAGAAGAGGAUAUUGUAUAUUAAAAUCAGUGUCAAUCAUUAGAAAGAGCGACGAUUGAACGAUGAGAACUUCUCAUUUGCGACAAUUUCAAAUAAAUUAAUCAAGCUAGCUUCGAAGGAGCUUUUAAAAAGGAACUUAAUAAUUGGAUUAAAAGACAAACGAAACAGUUGGGCAUUGCUGACAAAGGAUGAAAUCGAUGUUAUCAUUUUUGCCUCGCCUCUCCGACCCUGUUGGAAUUCUUAAAGAUAACAUGGUAUAGAAAUUAAUAAAAUAUUGUGUUUUUCACAAACACAUUUUAAUGUUUCUAUCAAGUCAAGUGAACGUUCGUUGGAGCAGUGAAAAGGGAAUCACUCGCUCUCUUCAUUUUAUUCAACGUAAAUGGGCUUGUCUUUUGCUUACAUAUUUUUUGGUUUUCUGCUUAGUUAAAUAAGCUUUCGAAAGAAGAUAUGCCAUCACCUACUGAUGAUGCCAAUCGUUUUGAUAUAGCGAAUGAAAUCAGGACAUCGCCGAUUGCUCAUACUUUUACUUCUUCUCUUUUCCAUUCCAUUCCUGUUGUUGAGCGCACUUCGAACACAAGACUGUUGUGCAAGCCGUGAACAAAUUUCAUUUUUUGUUUGACAAGUAUAAAGUAUUAGAAUUACAAUGGAUGAAGACACAGGAAUAUUAUCUCAUCAAAAUACAGCUUGGCUUGAAAAAGAAGUUUUAAAUGGAUUGCGAUUGUGGCAUGUUAUAGGAAUCGCUAUAUUUAGUAUAUUAAGCGUCAUAGUACUACUCUGCUGUUGUUUCCGCUUUAGAAUUCCAAGAACAAAGCAAGAAAUCGAAGCAGAUUAUCAAAGAAGAAAGAUCGUUAAGAAAUUCCGCAAAAGAAUUCAAAAGUUUGAAAAUUGUGAAAUGGAUGCUGAAAUGGAUUUGAAGAAAGCAGCCUUGGAAAAAAUCCGCGCCGAUUUUGCUAAUGAAAAGCAUAAAUCAUCGGAUAAUAGCAGCGAAAGCAACGAUGAGAGUCAUUAUGAUGGAAAUCGAACUGGAACAAAGAAGAAACGUUUGAUUUCAGUUCCAAAACGUGAUCAGCUCAUUCAAACAAUCUACACUGGUUAUGAUAAUAAUUCGGAAGCACCAUUAUCGCUCGAAACGGACGGAGCUUAAAAUAAAACUGUCGUCGAGCUACAAAUAAAUUGAAAAUUUAAAAUUUGAUGUUCAUUGUUAGAGAUUUAUGUCGAAUGUGAUUAGAAAAUAAAAGUUUAGAAAAAUUUUCGAGCUCAUGAUAAGACAGAAAAAAAGAAAAAUUUCCAUCGUCUCAUAAUGUUUUACCGGCAAUUAAAAACUGGGAUCGUUCCAAU
Clunio marinus is the source of this 1490-nucleotide messenger RNA. Lineage: Eukaryota; Metazoa; Arthropoda; Insecta; Diptera; Chironomidae. The record is from the annotation of a GenBank genome assembly.